This is a messenger RNA of Condylostylus longicornis, 2153 nucleotides long. Its product is annotated as rhotekin-like. The coding region runs from base 88 to 1968 and encodes 626 amino acids. Gene Ontology annotation, cellular component: actomyosin contractile ring. The transcript is spliced from 6 exons. Lineage: Eukaryota; Metazoa; Arthropoda; Insecta; Diptera; Dolichopodidae. The record is from RefSeq and is a predicted model, not a curated record. Gene Ontology annotation, biological process: mitotic cytokinesis; septin ring organization; actomyosin contractile ring assembly.
GAAAAAUCAAAUUAUAAAUAAAAAAUAAUAAAAUAAUAUUAUUCUAAGACAUAAACUUAAAAAAAUUAAAAAUAAAAAUAUAUAAAAAUGGAAUCCUGUUUUCCGCCAUUAGCGGCAUUGUCUCUAAGAGGCAGCAGUCAUAAUAAUUCUAAGUCACAAAAAAAUAAUCGUCAUAGUACUGGCGGUAGUACCCCAUCGACAGCAUCCAGCUGUAAUAAUCUUAAUAAUCAUAAUAAUAGUAAUAAUAAUAAUAACAAUAAUAAUAAUAAUAUAAAUAAUAAUAGUAACAGUAAUGGACACAAUAAUCAUUGUAACAGUAUGAGCAAUAAUAAUGAUUAUUGUAUCAGUAAUAGUAAAAAAUUAAACCAAAAUAAUUCUAGUACUGAUUUUACACCAAAACUUGAAGUAUUACAAGAUUUGGAUUUAUAUUAUAUUAGGCAAAUUGCAUCAAGUUUAAAGGAACUUGAUUUAGAACAAAAAAUUGAUUUAGAAAUAAAAAUGCGUGAAGGUUCUGCAAAAUUAUUGGCAGCAUGUAAUAAUUCUAGAAAUGGUUCAUCAAAUACAUUAAAUAAUCAUACAACACAUAAUACACAAAUGUUAGAAGCAGCUAAAAAUCUUUUAACAUCAAAUGAAAGAAUGACAGCAUAUAUGGCAGAAUUACAACGUCGUAAACGUGAUAAAGAUACAUUGGCAAAAACAAAGCCACGCGGUAAAGUUUCAUUAAGUGAAAUACGUAUGCCAUUAAUGUGGCGUGAUACAGAUCACUUUAAAAAUAAAGGUGAUUAUCGUAGAUUUGCAGUUUUUUGUUUAGCUAAAAUUGGAACAGAAAUUUAUGAUACAUCCUUAUUAUCACCGGUUGAUAGAAAUUUAACUGAUCUUUGUUUUAAUGAUGCCAUAUUAUUCACAAAUAUUACUCCAGAUUUUGAAUUAAAAUUGGAAGUUUAUGCUGUAAUGAUGGAAUCUGAUCUAUCAAUUGCAUCAACACCUAGAAAAAUAAAAAAUACAAUACAUUCAUCAAUAUCAAGAACAGUAGGUAGAAAAUUGGCAGCCAAUUUAAAGGAUGAAUUAAAUAAUACAAAAAUUGGUCCGAAAUUUGAAUUAAUAGCUACAGCACAUUUAACAUUGGCUGAAGCUUCAGAUACAGCUCAUACACAUGAUUUAUGUUUAAAUCCAAAUAAUGCAACAGUAAAUAUAAGUAAUAAAUUACCGUUAUUUGGUCAUUUCUGUUGUCGUCUUGCUAUUCAACCAGAUUUUUAUGAGCAAUCAACUAUAAAUGGUGAAAUAUGUUUAUUACAAAAAGAACCGACACGACCAAUUCAAGGUUAUGCAAGACUUCAAGCAUUUAGAGUCGAAAUUUGGGAUGAUGAAAAAGCAUUUCAAGGAAGUUAUCAACCAAGACGUUCUGUUGGUAUAACACGUGAAACUAAACUUAAAUUAAGAACUGGAGAGACUGAUUUGGUUGUAACAAAUCUAGAAAAUGGAAGUAUUGAAGAAUAUAUACUUAGAACAAAAACAGCACCAGAUGCACUAAAAUGGUAUUCAGCUGUUAAAAAAGCUAUAAGAGAACAUAAUCAGUGGGGACAUGUAUGUCAAUCGGAACCAAUGCAAUUGGCAGUACCAUAUAAUCCAAGAAAUUAUUUUGUUAGAAAUACGCGGCAAGGUUCAUUCUAUGAUCAAGUACCAAUUUUAGAAUCAUUAGAUAAUCGACAAUCUUCUCGACCUAAUGUUCAGGAUAUUUUUGCUAUACCAAAUUCAAAUGGAAAUUCUCAUAUUGUUAGCGGUAUUGUUACAAAUGUUGAUGUUAGUAAUGGUAAUAGUACCGGCGAUACUUCUCCAACAUUAAAUGAUUUUAGAAAUCGAACAUAUUCAUCAGGAAGAAGUAGUACACAUAGCAGUAGUACACUUAGUGCCAGCAGUAUCGGAUCAAUAAAUUCUAGAAAAUCUCAUUGGCCAUUCAGUGGAAAAUAAAUAAAUUGAAAACUGAUACUAAACGGAGGAGGUCCAAAAAAAAAAAAUAUCAAAUAAAAGAAAAUUUUUAUUUCGAACUCUUAAAGCUGCAAUAUUUUUAAGUGGAUAUUGGAAAGCAAACAAAAUUAUUUAUAAUUAAUAUUAAUAAUCACCAAAAUAUUCUUUCCGUUUUUACUUGAAUUUUU